Molecule: messenger RNA, 342 nt
Organism: Glarea lozoyensis ATCC 20868
Lineage: Eukaryota; Fungi; Ascomycota; Leotiomycetes; Helotiales; Helotiaceae
Product: Mss4-like protein
Exons: 2
Coding region: 1-342 (113 amino acids)
Molecular function (GO): carbon-sulfur lyase activity
Source: RefSeq, a predicted model, not a curated record
AUGUCAUCCAACACCUACACAGGCUCCUGCCACUGCCACCUCGUCUCCUUCACCGUUGUCCUCCCUCGACCCCUCUCCCAAACAGAAGUAUGCAACUGUAAUUGCAUCAUCUGCACAAAGAACGGCUAUUUAACUGUCUAUCCCAAGAAAGACGACGUGGUGGUUAAGGGAGAGCAGGAGUUGAAAAGAUAUGAAUGGGAAGGAAGUAGUUGUACGCAUCUUUUUUGUGGAGGGUGUGGGAGUAGUCUUUUCGUUGAGUUGAAGCAGGCUCAGGAGGGGAGGGAUGGGGGGAGGGCGAGGGAGAAGGGGGAACGGGGGGUAAAUGAUGCUGGAUGGUGUUGA